GCACGAGAAUAGCUUAACUCAUCAAAAACAGAAAACGCCGGUAGGAAUUGUCAUUAGUAAUUUCGACGAAGACUUCGAAGCCACGAAGAGCCAUCGUUCGUCUCAUUAGAAUGAAGUCCCUUUUGGUGUAUUUUACCUUCUUGGGACUUGCGUGUGCUUUCAGAUUUCCCAUUCGCAAAUACAGCAAAGGUUGUUAUCAGCCGAGGUUUGACAAAGGCAUCAAGGAAGUUGUGAAAACUCCACGGCCCCAUGAGUACCUGAGUGCAGAGUCAGUUCCCAAACAGUGGGAUUGGAGAGAUAUUCCUGAGAAAGGUAGCUUUGCUAGUGUUUCACGUAAUCAACACAUCCCUCAGUACUGCGGCUCCUGUUGGGCUUUUGGGACAACCAGUGCAAUGUCAGAUAGAAUCAACAUCAUGCGCAAGGGAAAGUGGCCCAGCAACCUCCUGUCAGUUCAAAAUGUCUUGGACUGUGGCAGUGCUGGUACAUGUGAGGGUGGUGGUAUGAUUGGUGUGUAUCGCUAUGCUCAUGAAAAGGGAAUACCCAGUGAAACAUGCAACAAUUAUCAAGCCAAGAACCAGAAAUGUACAGAGUUCAACCAGUGUGGUACUUGCACCACCUUUGGUGAAUGCCAUGCUAUUAAGAACUACACUUCGUGGAAAGUCAGUGAAUAUGGGAAUGUGCAUGGACGUGAAAAGAUGAUGGCUGAAAUUUAUGCCAGAGGGCCUAUUGCCUGUGGCAUCAUGGCUACUGAAAGCCUGGAGAAGUACCAAGGAGGAAUCUACACCGAGUAUGAUCCAAGCCCAGGGAUAAACCACAUUGUGUCAGUUGCUGGCUGGGGUGUGGAAAAUGGUACAGAAUACUGGAUUGUGCGCAACUCCUGGGGUACUCCAUGGGGAGAAGAGGGCUGGUUGAGGAUUGUAACAUCAACAUACAAGGGUGGAGAAGGUGGAAAAUACAAUCUGGGCAUCGAGGAAGAUUGUGCAUUUGCUGUUCCCAUUGUGGAAGAGUAGAGGAUAUCAGCAGAUAUGAACAUUCUCCCCUGCAUUAUAGUGUAAUAAUUUUUUAGUUCAAUUUUUUAUUCUUUGGUAAAGUUAGUAAUUUGAUUACAUCUUUUAUCUUCUCUUGUAAUGUAUUUUUGAGAGAUAUUCCUGUUUGUUUAAUAAAGCAGUCUAUCACAUGUGAGGGUGGUGGUAGGGUUUUACACAUUUUUUCAAAAAAUCUUUUUGAAUGGAACAGAAUUACAAUUAAAUAAAACUGUUUUAUUUGAAAUUCUUCCUCUACCCCUUGACUAUGUAAGCUUUUGUUAUUGGACAUCCAUGGCCAGAUCCACUAUUUCUGAGCUCAAGGCAAUCAAGUCAAAGGGCAAGAAGAUAAUUCAGAUAAUUCCAGUUGAUGUGAUCAAGAAAUUGAGGCAAUGGAAUCCCAUUUCUUUGUAUUAUGUUAAAAGACUGCUGGUUCUGACCUAUCAAUCCUAUCAUAGCUUAAAUACUAAGUAUCUAAAUAUUUAAUUUCAAAGGCAAAAACGAAUUACAGCUUAAGAAAUUCUCUAAAUUUAGAAGUACCAAGACCAAGAUCUGAAAUUGGCAGGUGUUCUUUUAAACACAGGGCUGCCUUGGUAUGGAAUGUUCUUCCCCAUCAUGUCAAGGAAUGUGCUAACUUAAGAUUGUUUAAGAUUAAGCUUAAGGCUAACAAGCAUCUUCUCAAUAGCAUAAAUUUUGCCAAGGGUUCCUGCUGUGUUUUAAGGAAACAUGAUGACUUUCUGUAUUUUUAAUUGUAAAUUUAAUAUUAAUUUGUAUUUAACUUAUCUAAUUAGAAUUGUAUUUGAGAAGUAAUUUCACUCUGUUUUUCCAAUUUGUAUUCUGUUUUAUUGUGAUUGUAUUUAAUUUGUAGUUAGGCAGGUCCACAUAAUGACUUCGGUCUUGCCAAUCUUUCUAACCUGCAUUUUUAAAUAAAGAUGUUUGUAUGUA
This is a messenger RNA of Stylophora pistillata, 1967 nucleotides long. RefSeq names its product cathepsin Z. NCBI's taxonomy places the organism in Eukaryota, Metazoa, Cnidaria, Anthozoa, Scleractinia, Pocilloporidae. The record is from RefSeq and is a predicted model, not a curated record. Gene Ontology annotation, molecular function: cysteine-type peptidase activity. Gene Ontology annotation, biological process: proteolysis.